AUCUUUCCUACGGUUUUUUUUUUCACGAAUCGGAUUCUGUCUUACCCGAAAACCCUAGUCUCGUGUUCUGUCUUCUCCAGCCUCGUCGUCUCCGAAAUCGACGGAAUCCUGAUCUCUUUUGUCCGCAAUUGCGUAGUGAUGGGAUCCAACGGGCCAGAUUCGUCGAUUGAAAGCACCAGCGGAAGCGCCGUUGAGAAGUUUCUAUGCGAGCGAUUGCUGGACCAGUCGCAGCCGAUCUCGGAGAGGUUUAGAGCCCUCUUCUCUCUUCGCAACUUGAAGGGCCCUGGGCCUAGAAAAGCUCUUAUCCAAGCGACAAGGGAUUCGUCUAAUUUGCUAGCACACGAAGCUGCAUUCGCGUUGGGACAGAUGCAGGAUGCCGAAGCUAUUCCUGCCCUGGUGUCAGUCCUUAACGAUAUGUCUUUGCAUCCGAUUGUCCGGCAUGAGGCGGCAGAGGCUCUCGGUGCCAUCGGUUUGGUGGGUAAUAUCGACAUUUUAAAGAAAAGCUUGGUCUUAGAUCCAGCUCAGGAGGUUCGGGAAACAUGUGAACUGGCUCUCAAGAGGAUCGAGGAGGUGGGAACUACCGACAGUGAGAAUCAGUCAUCCGUGACAGAGAAUUCGCCCUUUAUGUCUGUUGACCCUGCCGCUCCUGCAUCUUCUUUCUCCUCCAUCCAGCAACUGAGGGAAGUGCUUCUAGAUGAAACAACAGGCAUGUACGAGAGAUAUGCAGCACUUUUCGCACUCAGAAAUCACGGGGGAGAAGACUCUGUUUCAGCCAUAGUUGAUUCCUUGGGUUCAAAUAGUGCCCUUCUGAAGCACGAGGUUGCUUAUGUUUUGGGCCAAUUGCAAAACAAAGCUGCUUCAGCUGCUCUGAGCAAAAUACUUAGGGAUGGGAAUGAGCACCCUAUGGUCAGACACGAAGCUGCAGAAGCUCUUGGCUCUAUAGCAGAUGAGCAGAGUGUUGCUCUGCUAGAGGAGUUUGCUCGGGACUCCGAGCCAAUUGUUUCACAGAGCUGUGAAGUUGCUCUGAGCAUGUUGGAAUUCGAAAGAUCCGGAAAAUCCUUCGAGUACCUUUUCAUGCAAGAUCCGCUUGUGCACUAAGGAGAAGCUAGGGAUCAUUCCAUUGUUCUGCCCAAUUCAUUCACCAAACUAAAGAGCCUUAUACAAGCAGAAGCAGCGAUAACACGGAAUGGCAACCGUUGAGGGCUCUUCGAUUUUUUUUUGGUUAAGGCAAAAACUGGUUAAAGCCCGUUUCGGUUUGGUUUUUAUAAAAAGGACCCUUUUGUUUUUUUAUAACAUAUAUGGUUACAUUACAUACAUAUGUGUUUGAAGAAAGAGCCACUUUUUAGUUUGUAUGCCGUCGUCGUUUGCAUGGAUGCCAUGUUUCUU
Molecule: messenger RNA, 1386 nt
Organism: Tarenaya hassleriana
Lineage: Eukaryota; Viridiplantae; Streptophyta; Magnoliopsida; Brassicales; Cleomaceae
Product: deoxyhypusine hydroxylase
Exons: 7
Coding region: 139-1098 (319 amino acids)
Biological process (GO): peptidyl-hypusine biosynthetic process
Molecular function (GO): deoxyhypusine monooxygenase activity
Source: RefSeq, a predicted model, not a curated record